AGGCUGAACGGAGGCACAGGUGCAUCAAAGAUGGAGUGGUUUAAAGUUGUUGCGUUUGUUGUGUGCGUCCUACCCACCGCUCACUGCGCAUCGGACGCUAUAGUCUGGUGUUAUCACCUCCCAUCCUGCAAUGACAAAACCUGGCCAACAAUUUCCCCCCAGUAUUGCAACGGCAGCCGACAGUCACCCAUUAACAUCGUCUCAGCAUCAGCCACACCGAACAACAACCUGACUAAAUUCACUUUUGUAAAGUAUGACGACACCUCCGCAAUGACAUCCAUAGAAAAUACUGGCGACACAGUCAAAGUGACCUUUAAGAGCGGAGUUAAGAUUUCAGGAGGGGACCUGUCCGAGCAAUACGACAGCCUGCAGUUUCACUUGCACUGGGGUAACGGCUCCUCUGUGCCCGGCUCAGAGCACACAGUGGAUGGAAAGCGCUAUCCUAUGGAGCUGCAUAUUGUGAACAGCAAGUCAUCCUACAAUGGGAAUACAAGUCUAGCUGUCAAAGACUCCACCGGACUCGCUGCUCUUGGUUUCUUCAUUGAGGUGAGAGAAGCCGCGCACGAGAUGAUUUAA
This is a messenger RNA of Neolamprologus brichardi, 576 nucleotides long. The record is from RefSeq and is a predicted model, not a curated record. Lineage: Eukaryota; Metazoa; Chordata; Actinopteri; Cichliformes; Cichlidae.